CUGGAGUAAUAAUAUCUUUAGAAGUUACUUAUAUUACUCCACGAACGAAAAUAGAAUUUGGAAAUCCGCACGCGAUUUGACUUCCAGAUCGUCUGAACAGACUGCUGAACAGCUGAAGGAAUAUGGCAGAUUCUGAUGAUUAUUUCAAUUCGUUAGAAGAUGUAAUAGAUUCAGAUUAUGUAAAUUUCACAGAUACAUGGAUGAUGGAAAUGAAUAGGCCUGAUGAAAGUGAUAAUGGUGAAGAUUCAGAUUAUGAAAAUAUCACAGAUACAUGUAUGAUGGAAAUGAAUAGUCCGGAUGAAAGUGAUAAUGGUGAAGACAGCUAUCAAGAUACAGAUGAUUCUGAGCUAGAAUGCGAGUCAGGAGAUGAAGUUGCGGAAAAUAUUGAAGCUGCAGCACAUAGAAAAAGAGGAAGACCAUUUGGGUCUUCUGUUGACUGUCAUCUGAAUUAUCCUGGAGAUGAAACAAUGGAAACUCCUGUGAGAAAAAAAAGAAGAAGCCUGAAAGCACUGACAUCGUUCGCAUACAUGGUUUGCUGUUCAAUGCUUUGCAUAUCAGGAUUGGACAUUAUGACCGCAGAGACAGUUCGAAAUAAUUUUCAAUCCCUGUCUACAAAUGAAAGAAGUCAGUUUAUUCUGAAUUGGCUACAAAGCCAUUCUAGGAUCAAUGAGCUUACUUGCAAGUAUGAGUUCAAGUACCUGAUAGGUACAUCUUCAGUGUGUCUAUCAGCCUUUCUACUGGUUCUUGGAAUCCCCAAAUCAACGUACUAUAGUAUUCAGAAAAAGUUUUAUGAUGGAUCAGUUGUCAUCAAUAAAAUUGGUAAUCGUCUUGGUAGAAUGAAAGCUUCUAGCCAAAGUGCAAUGACAUGGUUGCAUAUGUAUGCAAUCCAGUUUGGUGAGAAAUUACCCAAUCAGGAGAAAAUACACCUACCACCAUGUGUGACCAAAAAGUCUAUUUACAGUGAGAUGGUUGAAUACCAACAUGACAAAGGGGAACCAGAAGUUAUUUCCAUGUCACAUUUUAUGUUACUCUGGAGAACAUGUUUGUGUCAUAUUGCCAUCCCUAAGGUAUCAAGAUUUUCCAAAUGCAAUAAAUGCAUCAAAAUAAAGACAAAACUUUCUUCAACAAGAAGCAAGACAAAAAAGCAAGAACUACAAAGAAGGAGAGAAAAACACUUAAAACAACAAAACAUGGAAAGAAGGAAAUAUUACAAGCAUAUUCAGAAAGCUAAAGAACAACCGGAAAAAUAUUUAUCUGUCAUAAUUGACUCAAUGGACCAAAGCAAAACUCAGCUUCCACACUUCCUGUAUAAAUCAAAGUUUACAGGUAAUAUGUGGAAGCUGAGGGUCCACUUAAUUGGGGUUUUGCUUCAUGGAAUAAGCACAUAUGGAUUUUUUGACUUAUUUGAAUAUCCUCACUCAGCAAAUCUCACAAUCUCAACAUUGAUAAACAUAUUGGCAGGUUUGGAAGACAUCCCACCUGUCCUUUACCUGCAAAUGGACAAUUGUUACAGGGAAAAUAAGAACAGAUUUGUCUUUGGAUUCCUUUCAUUGUUAGUGGAGCUGGGUGUAUUUAAAAAAGUUAAAGUGUCAUUCCUUAUGGUAGGACAUACACAUGAAGACGUUGACCAGGUAUUUUCAAGAUUUUCUUCCUGGUUGGCAAGACAGGCAGUUCUUACAUUGCCCAAACUUAUGAGAGCUUUUGAGUCAUGCACUACUCCAAAUCCAGUGUCAGUUCAAACAUCAAAAGUGUGGGAUAUAGCUGGCUGGAUAUCUCAGUAUCUGAACAAAAUGUGUAACCAUUCAUACCCCCACAUAUUUAAGAUAAUCAAGAAAGAUGAGAAAACAAGACUGUUUUACAAAAAAUGGUCAACUGACAAGACUUGGCAAGAACCAGAGGAGCAGCUUCUACUUAGUGUUCCCACAGACUCUCCAAAAAUAAUAAUUCCUGACUACAACAAAAUAGACCUGGCCAAGCUAAAAAACGAUAUCACUGGUUCAUUUUCAUAUUUCAAGAGAGAGGAAGAUAAAAAGUGGUGGACUGAUUUUUUCACAGAUCUUUCUAGUAAUAAUGAAUCUCCUGAAGAAGCAGUGUGGCCAUUAAGUGAUUUAAUUGAGAAAGCCAAGGAAAGAGAUAUGAAAGAAACUUCUGACACAAGACAAUUAAGUGACUCAGAGUUGAGUGAUGUGUCAGAUGAAGAUGAACCAAUUCCUCAGCUUGUUGUUGGAAAGAAGAAAUCUGGUAGCCAAGGGGAUAACAGUACAAUUGUUGUAAGUGUUGGGGAGAUGGUUCUUCUAAACUUAGCAGAAUAUGAAAAGGAGUGGCCUCAAGUUGCCCAAGUGAUCAAUUCUGAUGAGGAGACCUGCAUGAUCCAUUGGUUCAGAGGAUCCCAAACCAAACCAUGGAAGCCAUGUAGUAGAGCGAUACCAGGGAAAAAAGGAAAACGUGAAGCCUGGACACAGACAAUCAAUAUAACAGAAAUCAUAAGGAACAGUUUUUGUUUAACAAAGGGGGGUUUCUUACCUAAAAAUGUAAAAGAGUUUUGUAAAAGUCAUGAACUUCAAGCCAAGAUUUAAGAAUUAUCAAUGCUUAAUAUUAUAAUUUAAUAUGCAUAUUUAUUGGAAAAACAGUUAUUUUAAAUUUUGGAAGUUUAUCAAUAUUAUCAAAAAAUAAAUACUUGCAAAUAACAUGAACAUUAACUUUAGAAACCACAUACCUUAUAAAAUAAUUUUAGAGUAAGCUUAUAUAUUAUGUGUCCUGCAUUUUACCUUCCCAAUUGUUUAGGGAGUUCUUGUCUGUUGAAGAUCCAUUGGUGGCCUUAAGUUGUUUAUACCUUUCGGUUGGUUAGCUGUCCCCAAUUUCCAUUCCUAUUUGAUUAUUCUUGAAUUAAAAAAUUUUGUAGCACAGAACUUUAAAUUAACUCUUAUCAUAUUUAUUUCAAUAAUUUUCUUACCAUGUUUUGAAAACAAUCUUUUCUAUAUCAGUCAAUGUGGGGAGACAAAUUGUUUUUGUCAGGUUCAUCUGCUUAUUUUCCAACUGAUUAUCUCCUAUAUUGAUAUGGAAAAAUCUAUGAAUUUUAUACUGUUACAAUGCAAAUAUGUAGGCAAUACUGACCCAUUCAUUUUUGGAGUUUCCCACUUCAUAUUUAUAUAACGUUUUUUGUCAGAUAUCAUUUUCAACAUGGAAAAACAUCAAAACUUCCUGCUUUUUUAUUUUAAUUUGCAUUUGUCAUUCUGAUUUACAAGAGUAUGAGUGCAAUCAUUUUUUUAAUAAGAAUUAAUUGCUAACACGUUUUGAUGAUGCCAAAAAAACAGGUCUUUUGUAUGAUGAUAUCAAGUUGGUAGGCAUGAAAAAUCAAAAAUCUGACAGUAUGAAGUACAAAAUGCAUUUAAUAUUAAAUUUCUGUAAGGGAUUUCAUCUAGGUGAUUUUUUUUAUAAUUUGAAAAAAUAAAUUUGUCCAUUACUUCACUAGUGUUAAAAAAUACUAAAAUGAAUUUUCCUAUGCCCAAACAAGGAUGUUACUGGUAGAGGGGCAAUAUAUUUUUGGACUGUGUGUAAGUCUGUCUUUUCCCUUUCAUGGUUACACUUUUGGGCAAGGUAGUUUUAGAGAAAGUUGAAUUUCAAUCAACUGCAAAAUGAGUACACAAUUUGAUCUUGAUAAGUAUUUCUAAUCUUUAUAAUCCCAGGAGAAAACGAUAAUGAGAGUGGGGUAUCUGUGUACUAUGAACAGAAUAUUGUUAUUAUGCUAAAUGUUAAUGAAUGUAUUGUUUAAUCCUGAAAUAUAUGUGGGUAACUAUUUUUGGCAUAAAUGAAUUGACUGCUGGAAUAAUGUUCAUAUAUUUAAAUGAAAGCAAUAUUAUGUAAAUGUAUAUUAUGUUAAGAACAGUGUUAAGGGGAGAAAAGUUUAGGUAUUUUUUAUUAGAUUAAAAUUGUUACCCUUGUCAAUUUUGAUAUAACUUGUAAACAAAAUGUGCUUCAUGUUUAUGCACAAUAUUAAGCCUGUGUAUUAUUGUCAUCAUUUUCAUAUAACUAUUGAGAGAAAAAAAUAUGUUAUCAAACUACAACUGCAUAUGGUUUAUUUGUUGGCUAUUAUCAUGUUCCAAGAAAAACUUCACAUAACAUGUAAGAGAAUGUCAACAAUAAAGAUUUGAAUACAUCA
Mytilus trossulus (common blue mussel) is the source of this 4159-nucleotide messenger RNA. RefSeq lists its product as uncharacterized. Lineage: Eukaryota; Metazoa; Mollusca; Bivalvia; Mytilida; Mytilidae. The transcript has 15 exons. Bases 123 to 2576 code for a protein of 817 amino acids. The record is from RefSeq and is a predicted model, not a curated record.